AUGUCUAGCUCGUCACAUUCAACUAUGGUGAAAGUUAUGCUUUCUAUUCUUGUGAUUGCCUUGAUUUCCAAGGUAAAUUCGCAAAUGGAAAUGCCAAUGGACAUGCAAAAUUUUAUGGAAGCUCACAAUCAGGGACAAAUGCCUCCAAUGAAUCAAGAAAUGCAUCAAAUGCAACAAGAACACGAGCCCAUCGUUGGAUCACCACUUGGAUUAGGCUUAGGAAUGCUAAAGCUUCAUGCAUUGAACCCAUUAAAUCCACUUAAUAUUCUUCCUAUUCCUGGAGCUCGAGCAAGUCAUUUAAGUCUUGGUCGAAUCGGAAAACUUCAUUAUGGGCAUCAUUUGCUAGGAGCUGCUAAUCCAUUUGCUGAUGAAUCAGAGGCUGAAAUGGGACUGGAGCAAUAUCAUCAAGUUGAACCUCACCUCGCAGCUCCCCAACAAGAACAUGGUUUCUUACCUUUGUUCAUAAACGAAGCAGAACAAAUGGUCGGAGCGCCAAUUCCACAACACAUGAUGCAAGCUGAUCAAAUGCCAAUGAAUUUUCCACCACCUCAAAUGCAUCAACAACCCAUCCAGCACAAUCCAAUGCAAAUGAGAGCUGAUCAAAUGCCUCAAAUGAUGCCACAAGAACCUAUGGAAUUUAUUAUCCCACAAAUGGAACCACAACAAAUUAUGGAUAUUAUUCCUCAACAAAUGAUGGAUAUUAUUCCCCAACAAAUGAUGGAUACUAUUCCCCAACAAAUGCAACCUAUUGGUCCACCAAUGCGCAUGGAUGCUAUGCCAAUUCCUCAUCCCGAAGAUAUGCAUACACAACAUGAAAGAACUUGGGGAAAAUGGUAUAAAGGAUAUUCCAAAGGUGACGACGAUUACGGCUAUGACAAAGGAUAUGAUAAAGGCAAAGGAUAUAAUAAAGGUUACGACAAGGGUUAUGACAAGGGGGGCUAUGACAAGGGAUAUGAUAAAGGAAAGGGAUAUGGCAAAGGUUACGGGCACGACAAAGGAUAUGGAGGUGGUUACGGAAAAGGAUAUGGCCAUGAUGAUUACGGAAAGGGAUACGGUGGUGGUUAUGGAGGCGGCGGAAAUGAUUACGGAAAAGGAUAUGGCCAUGAUGAUUACGGAAAAGGAUAUGGCCAUGAUGAUUACGGAAAAGGAUAUGGUGGUGGUUAUGGAAGCGGCGGAAAUGAUUACGGAAAAGGAUACGGUGGUGGUUAUGGAGGCAGCGGAAAUGAUUACGGGAAAGGAUACGGAAGUGGUGGAAAAGGAUACGGUGGUGGUUAUGGAGGUGGUGGAAAUGAUUACGGCAAAGGUUAUGGCGGUGGUUACGGAGGCGGUGGAAAUGAUUACGGAAAAGGAUAUGGCGGUGGUUAUGGAGGCGGUGGAAAUGAUUAUGGAAAAGGAUAUGGAAGUGGAGGAAAUGAUUAUGGAAAAGGAUAUGGCAGUGAGUAUGGAAGUGGUGGAAAAGGAUAUGGCAGUGGGUAUGGAAGCAGUGGAAAGGGCAAUUCAUAUGGUGGCGGUUAUAACUCUUAUGGUGGUGGGUCCUACAGUGGGUCAAAAAGCAAUAAAAUCAGAUACAGCGUUUCCAUCCAAACCCCAACCAAUGCCAUUCAUCGACCAUUAUUCAGUGCACCAUUUCCCAAUGCAAUUCUCGGAGCUCCUGUACCUUCACUAGAUAACGAAAGUGGUGAUGGGAUUGUAGCAACACAUAUAAACGAUUAUGAAGAUAUUGUAGGAGCUCCGAAAAGUGAUAUAGAAGAGAUCAGAAAUGCGAUAAAAUUACUUCCACCAGCACCAGAAAUCAAUCUUCCAUCAUUUCAAACAGCUUCACCUCAAAAAAAUCUUAGAGAACGGCUUAUGAAACCUUACUUUGGUGUUCACUCAGAAAAGCAGUGGGAUAAGAAUGCAUUCAUGGGAAGAAUCAUGGGACCAAUCGAAGAUAUUUAUUUUGAAUUCUUACCCAACCUUGAAAUGGUUCAGAAACUUAAUAUUAAAUAAUGAUGAUCGCAUAAUCACAUAAAUAAGCUCAAAAUUCAUUUUUUUCUUUUGGAUUUUUCUAACUUUUCUCUUUUCAUUAUUAUCAAUUUUAUUGAAGUAAGUUUUUUUGUAUUUUUUUAAAAAUAAAUUAUCGCCAAUUUUGUAGCAAAACUUUAAU
Clunio marinus is the source of this 2146-nucleotide messenger RNA. The record is from the annotation of a GenBank genome assembly. Lineage: Eukaryota; Metazoa; Arthropoda; Insecta; Diptera; Chironomidae.